Molecule: messenger RNA, 1467 nt
Organism: Dermacentor silvarum
Lineage: Eukaryota; Metazoa; Arthropoda; Arachnida; Ixodida; Ixodidae
Product: histone H4
Exons: 1
Coding region: 81-392 (103 amino acids)
Biological process (GO): nucleosome assembly
Cellular component (GO): nucleosome
Molecular function (GO): DNA binding; protein heterodimerization activity; structural constituent of chromatin
Source: RefSeq, a predicted model, not a curated record
GAAGCCGAGUUGGGCCGCGCGCGCCCGGGAACACGGCAUUCGCUUUCCUGACUCGCUCCGAAGCAGCAGCAACAGCCGAAAUGUCUGGACGUGGCAAGGGCGGCAAGGGGCUCGGCAAGGGUGGCGCCAAGCGUCAUCGUAAGGUCUUGCGUGACAACAUCCAGGGCAUCACCAAGCCUGCCAUCCGUCGUCUCGCUCGCCGUGGUGGUGUCAAGCGCAUCUCUGGCCUGAUCUACGAGGAGACGCGCGGUGUCCUCAAGGUGUUCCUCGAGAACGUGAUCCGGGAUGCCGUCACCUACACUGAGCACGCCAAGCGCAAGACCGUAACAGCCAUGGACGUCGUGUACGCUCUCAAGCGUCAGGGCCGCACCCUCUACGGUUUCGGAGGUUAAGCAGCACACACGCGCCCGGCGUCGUCUGCCAGCAGCGCACCGAACUCCUGUGAAGAACCCAACAGCCCUCUUCAGGGCUACCCACUUGAUGCUUCGGCAGUGAUCCGCAGGAUUCGCGAUCUCCUGAUCCGUUUUCCCUCUUUGCAUUCCAUUUUCUUGUGAUCGGUUAUGGAGCGUGCCCAGCAGCCGUGCGCGAGACGCGCGGUGAAUUUGGUCAGGUGAGCGAGCGCAACCGCGUGUAUUCACAGUAGGUGGUAGCGUAAGGCGAGCUUUUUGCUACAUGCGUUUGCGCUCGCUACCAAGUGCCGCAUUGCUACAAUUUCGACGCUGUGUUACUGCGGCAUGCUGUUCGUUCGUGCAGCAUGGCUGUCGUGUUUGAUUGGGACUGAAUGAGGCAGCCGCCGUGGAACGGCGAUGGGGGGAAAAUAAUAAUAAAGACUAAUGGAGGGGGCAUUUUCUCGCGCUAAAAUCUCAGAUGCUGGCCUGUUCCACAUUCCGUUGCAUCCUAUGGAGUCCGAUGGGCGGCCGGGAAUCAGCGCCGUGCGACUGGCAUGUGUGGCACGCGAAACCAAAGGGUACAUUAACUAGCUAGCUAGGUGCCGUCGUUGCUGCUCUUAGAAUCGAGCUGAUGGCGUGUAAUCAAACGGACGAACGUCUGCGCGGUGCAGACCUAGUCCUGUGCAGCUACUAUCGUUUGUUUUACGCGCGCACGGUCACAGUGCCAUUGCUACAGCUGGGAACAAGCAGUUGGUUCGAGCUCACUGGUGGCUUUCCGAGUGGCUCUUAGCGGUGGCCUCCUCCAUUACGGCGGUGCAGUGCGUAUAUCCAGGCACAAAAAGGGUCGCACGAAGCAGACUCACUUUCGUUUUAUUGUUUUCCUAGCACCCGUUGUUUUCUCGUGCGUCGGUGUUCGUGGUCGUGCUGGGUAAUCGCGCUGUGACGAGUAUAGGAAAAUGAGGCCAUGGCUGAAGCGGUAUACAAAUUAACUUACACAAGGGAGUGGCAUACAUGCGCAUUGGUUUGAUGAAACGCGGCAGUUGUUCAAUAUUUGUGUCUUUCUCAAUGCGGUCACACU